AUGGCUGGCUUUCCUUCAAGCAAGCAAACCAAAUACCAUACUCGCUCAAACAGCUUGCCAUCAAGACCACACCCUCUCAUUUCACAAUGUGAUGAGCACUUGACUAGACUAAGAGACUUCGAUUCGUCGUCGUCGUCAUCCUCGUCCAUAAGCCAACAGCUUUGUGGCCUAGAGGAUUUGCACGAAUGCGUCCAAAAGUUACUCUUGCUACCCUCCAUUCAAGAAGCUUUUGUUAGACAAUGUGGAGAGAAAUGGUUUAAUGAGUUGUUGGAUGGAUCUCUUAGGCUGCUUGAUAUGUGCAGCUCAGCUAAGGAUGCUUUGAUCCACACAAAGGAAUGUGUUCGUGAGCUUAACUCGGCGAUUCGACGAAGAUCCGAGACGACAAAUGAGAUCAAGAAAUAUUUAGCCUCUAGAAAAGUUGUAAAGAGAGCAAUCCAAAAAGCUCUUAAUACUAAUCGGAGCAUCGACACGAAAAGAAACACGACGGUCGGUAGUGACAACAACGUUAUAGCCAUGGUUAGCUUGUUGGAAGAGGUGGAAGCAAUUAGUCUUGGACUUUUUGAGUCCUUACUUUUGCUUAUCUCAGGGAAGAAAACAAAGACAAAGACAAAGUCUAGUUGGUCAAUUCUUAGUGUAAUGCAUAGCAAGAGAGAAGUGUGUCCUGAAGUAGAGGCAGAACUCAAUGAAUUUUCCAAUAUGGACAAUGCAUUGAACUCUGUUACAUACCAAAAGCCAAGCAAAGGCAAGGACACUACUCAAGCGUUUGAGAAUGUCCAAAACCAUCUUGAAAAGUUGGAGCUAGGCACUCGAGAUUUGGAACGAACAAUCGAGCGCGUGUUUCGACGAUUGAUCAAAACUAGAGUAUCCCUCCUCAACAUUCUUAGCAACUAG
This is a messenger RNA of Cucurbita pepo subsp. pepo (vegetable marrow), 891 nucleotides long. RefSeq lists its product as uncharacterized. The record is from RefSeq and is a predicted model, not a curated record. Gene Ontology annotation, biological process: shoot system development; root development. NCBI's taxonomy places the organism in Eukaryota, Viridiplantae, Streptophyta, Magnoliopsida, Cucurbitales, Cucurbitaceae.